AUGGCGCAGAAAGGAGUUCAGCUGGAGCGGGAAAUCUUAUCUUGUCCGAUCUGUCUGGAUCUACUGAAGGAUCCGGUGAGCACUUCCUGUGGACACAGCUACUGCAUGAAGUGUAUUGAAAGCUUCUGGGACGGAGAGGACGAGAAGAAGAUCCACAGCUGCCCUCAGUGCAGGCAGAGCUUCACACCGAGGCCUGUCCUGCUGAAGAACACCAUGUUAGCAGCUUUAGUGGAGGAGCUGAAGAAGACUGGACCCCCACCUGCUCCUGCUGAUCUCUGCUAUGCUGGAGCUGGAGAUGUGGCCUGUGAUGUCUGCACUGGGAGGAAGCUGAGAGCCUGUAAGUCCUGUCUGCAGUGUGUGGCCUCUUACUGUGACAAACACCUCCAGCCUCAUUAUGACGUAGCUCCAUUAAAGAAACACAAGCUGGUGGAGCCCUCCAAGAAGCUCCAGGAGAACAUCUGCUCUCGUCACGACGAGGUGAUGAAGAUGUUCUGCCGCACUGAUCAGCAGAGUAUCUGUUCUCUCUGCUCUGUGGACGAACACAAAGGCCACGACACGGUGUCAGCUGCAGCAGAGAGGACUGAGAGGCAGAGAGAGCUGGAGGGGAGUCGACUAAACAUCCAGCAGAGAAUCCAGGACGGAGAGAAGGAGGUGAAGCUGCUUCAGCAGGAGGUGGAGGCCCUCAAUGGCUCUGCUGAGAAAGCAGUGGAGGACAGUGAGAAGAUGUUCACUGAGCUGAUCCGUCUCAUGGAGAAAAGAAGCUCUGAUGUGAAGCAGCAGCUCAGAUCCCAGCAGGAGAGAGAAGUGAGUGGAGUCAGAGAGCUCCAGGAGAAGCUGGAGCAGGAGAUCUCUGAGCUGAAGAGGAGAGACGCUGAGCUGAAGCUGCUGUCUCACACAGAGGAUCACAACCAGUUUCUGCUCAGCUACCCCUCCUCACUGCCAGCCCUCAGUGAAGCUACACACUCCUCCAGCAUCAACAUCCGUCCUCUGAGAUACUUUGAGGACGUGACGGCGGCCCUGUCAGCAGUCAGAGACAAACUACAGGACGUCCUGAGAGAGGAAUGGACAAACGUCUCACCGACUGAAGUGGAGGUUUUACCAGUAGGAGUGUACCUGGAUCACAGAGCAGGCGUUCUGUCCUUCUACAGCGUCUCUGAAACCAUGACUCUCCUCCACAGAGUGCAGACCACAUUCACUCAGCCGCUACAUGCUGGACUUUAUCUUAAUGGUUGUUAUGGAGACACAGCUGAGUUUAACGCCGACACCUUCUCCGCCGAGUUUCCUGCCAGCACCGUGUCCUGUCCUGUUUCGGGUCCCAUCGACACCAGCCCUUGCUCCGUCCAGGGUCUCGUCUACGCCUGA
Molecule: messenger RNA, 1362 nt
Organism: Notothenia coriiceps (black rockcod)
Lineage: Eukaryota; Metazoa; Chordata; Actinopteri; Perciformes; Nototheniidae
Product: E3 ubiquitin/ISG15 ligase TRIM25-like
Exons: 3
Coding region: 1-1362 (453 amino acids)
Molecular function (GO): zinc ion binding
Source: RefSeq, a predicted model, not a curated record